AUGCAGGACAACGGCAGGAAGUUUGCUGAUUCAAAUCCCAUGUCCGACAGGGAAGAAUCUGGGCUGGACUGGCAUCUGGAAGGUUUAUCUGGGUGGUGGUCAUCUACAUCAGAGAAACGAACCUACAGGGGGAUCCGCUUCUCACGCCACGCUAGAGACGUCAGCCUGCAGGAGAACGCCGCCAAAGGUACCGCUGUGGUGCAGACUCAGGCCCAGUACCCUGAUGGAUCCCAUAGUGGGAUCAGUUACAGCAUCUUCAGCGGCAACACCCUACACUCCUUUGGAAUCAGCUCCUCCACUGGUGAGAUCUGGGUACAGAGCUCCAUGGGGCUGGACUAUGAGGAGACCCCUAGACUCCGCCUAGUGGUGAAGGCUGAAACUGCAUCCUCCAGUUCCUUCAUGGCGGUCAACCUGAUCCUUCAGGACGUCAAUGACAACCUGCCGCGCUUCCAGCUGCAGAACUAUGUAGCCUACAUACGAGAGGCACAGGGAUAUCAUUUCCCUAUUAUACAGGUGGUGGCUGAUGACCUGGACCAGGGCCAGAAUGGUCAGGUGACCUACAGCCUGAGGUCGUCGUCUCUCAGCGGCCUGUUCAAGAUCGACCCGCUGACCGGAAGCAUCACCACCGCCGCUAUCAUGGACCGAGAGAUCUGGACACAAACCAAGCUGGUUGUUACGGCAACGGACCGGGGAACACCACGAUUGGCCGGCUCGGCGACCCUCACGGUGAUAAUCGUGGACCUCAAUGACAAUAGUCCUACAAUCCCCUUGCCGCGCGAGAUCAGAGUGCCAGAGAACACUCUGAUUGGCUCAGUAAUAACCCAGGUGACUGGAAACGACGUUGACUCAGGCCCAACCCUGUCUUACACCCUCCAAGUGGACCCGUCCUCCCAGGGCGUGUUUGGGAUCCAUCGCUACGGGGGCGGGGUGUCUCUGACCGCCCCUCUGGACUACGAGGAGAGGACCUGGUACACGCUGACAGUCAGGGCUACUGACUCCAAACACCAGACUGAAGCUAACCUCACCAUACUGGUGGAGGAUGUCAAUGAUAACGCUCCUACUUUCACACAGGAUCUUUACCAGGUGAUUCUGGCAGAGCACUCCCCAGCUGGCAGUGCAGUUGUCACUGUGACAGCCACGGACCGCGACUCUGGAGAGAACGGCCGCGUCAUGUACAGAGUGAUGUCAUCAACCCGGGACAUUUUCUACAUCGACCCCAGCAAUGGUACCCUGUUCCUCACCCAGCAGGCAGAGUUUGACUCUGAGAACCCUUCUAUCCUGGUGGUAAUAGAGUCCAGAGACAUGGGAACACCAGCCCUCUCCUCCACCGCUACUGUACAGGUCCAGGUGACUGACGUCAACGACAACGCGCCCAUCUUCCACCAAUCAGAGUACAGAGCCACGGUGUCGGAGGACGGCCUUCCGGGCGCCACCAUCCUGACCCUGGAGGCGGCCGACGGCGACGCGUCACGCGACAACUGCGGCUUCGACUUCACUAUAGCCAGCGGAAACGCAGGCAAUGCCUUCCAGAUCGAGAGCAGCGUACGCUUCCUGGAAGGACGGGGAUUCCAGACGGUAGGCAGCCUGGUAUUGACCGGUGAGGGGCUGGACUUUGAGGCGGUUUCCAGUUACAACCUGACCGUGGUCGUGUCAGACCGCGGCGUGCCCCAGAGGAGCUCGGCUGUCUCUGCGCUGAUCAGUGUGACGGAUACUAACGACAACCCUCCGGCGUUCAGCAGGGCAGAGUACAGUGUGGUGCUGAGUGAAGGAGCAGCCACAGGGACUGAGGUCCUCAGCCUGUCUGCAACAGACCCAGACUCCCCAGCCGUAGGGAAGGUGCAGUACCUGAUCAGCUCUGGGGAUGAGACGGGUAUGUUCCAGGUAGACCGCUGGACCGGAGCCCUGAGGCUGCAGAGACCACUGGACAAUGAGAGACAGGCAUCCCAUGUGAUCAUUGUGCAGGCGUCAGAUGGACAGGGUCACUAUGCGCUGGCUCCAGUCACUGUGGAGGUGAAGGACAUUAAUGACAACAGACCUUACUUCCCUCUGCCCAUCCUCACCGCCAGCGUCAGAGAGAACCAGCCUCACAACACCCUUGUCACCAUGCUGCACGCCAUCGACCAGGACACGGGAGUCUUCGGACAGCUGAGRUACUACAUGUUGGACAAGACUGGAGAGGGGAAAGACGCCUUCCUGGUCAACCAGACGUCAGGYGARGUCCGGACUCGCUYCACCUUCGACUUUGAGAARGUCAACUUGUUCAACUUUGUAGCUCURGCCAUGGACGCAGGGAACUACUCKGCMACGGUGACCRUCCAGGUGUACGUGAYRGGGGAGGAUGAGUACGACCCUGUGUUCUCCGACUUAGAGUUCUCCUUCCUGGUUCCUGAGGGGGCGAAGAAGGGCCAGAGCAUCGGUCAGGUGACAGCCAGAGACGAGGACGAGGGAGUGGACGGGAUUGUUCUGUACUCCCUAGCUGACCCCUCGCCCUACUUCCAGGUCAAUGCAUCAACGGGCGUGGUCUCCCUGAAGAUGGACAGCCAYGUCCGWCAYCUGAGCAGGKCCAAGAGGGAGGUCCGUGUGAUGAMCCUUGACCUGAMGGCCCACAGCCCUCUGGAGACGUCCCGCGUGGCUACCGCCCGCCUCACCGUUGACGUGACAAACACAUCCUUCGGCCUGGUGUCGGACAUGAACCUGCUGCUGGUCAGUGUGAUCGCUGUGUCCCUGGGAGCCAUCCUCAUCCUCAUCUUCAUYGCCAUGGCUCUGUUCUGUGUGAGACUGAGACGUCAGAGGAAGGAGCAGCAGAGUYGCUGCAGACCUCCAGCCUCUCCCGGCCAYGGCACSAUGCURCACAAACUAGAGGAGACUAAAGUCACCGGCACUGACCGGAACGACCGCAUCUACCAUCAGGCCUUACCAGGGUACGUUUCCGACCAAACAGGGAGUGGAGGGGGAGGGCCAUACCCCCGCGGGGGCUCCCUGGACCCAUCCCACUCCAGCGGGCGUGGCUCAGCGGAGGCGGCGGAGGACGAUGAGAUCCGGAUGAUCAACGAGUACCCUCGUGUCUCCUCCAUCUCUUCGUCCAUGCAGGAACACAUCUCAGCCCGCGGGCCAGACUCUGGUAUCCAGCAGGACGCUGACCAGCUGUCUGACGUCUCGUGUGAGCCCAACAUUGACGCCAACCAGUGGUUCAAGGCCAAGAAGCUGGCCAGUCUCAGUGGGACUCUGCUGGCUGGCCAGGUGCCUGUCUACAGGGAGGAUGGAGGAGGUUAUCUGGGGGUAGGGAGGGGGCUGAACAUCUCCCACCCUAAAGACUAUGCCUUCCCAGUGGAUGGUAAACCCGCUGUGGACGGCUCCCUCACAGCCAUAGUGGCCAGUGACGAGGAGCUGAGGGGCAGUUAUAACUGGGACUACCUGCUGAACUGGUGCCCACAGUUCCAGCCAUUAGCAACGCCCCUCAUCGGGAUAGCGAGGUUAAAGGAUGAACCGGACACUCCUACCUCGGCAGACUCUCCAGCACAAGCCAAGGUGGACCCCAAACCCCCUCGCAUUGACCCCGCCGCUAAUACCUCCGUAGCCCACCCCGGGGCGAAGACAGUCCCGGUCAAGCCUGCUCCUGUCAAGCCUUCUGUGGGCAGGUCUUCCUCCCACCUGGCCUCCCUACGGAGGUCCCCAUCAGUCCACGAGGGCUCCCCCUCUCAGUAGCCAUGUCCCAGCUUCUCCCUCCUUAUCCCCCUGGCCGCCCGCUCCCGGCCAUCAUCACCCUUCGGGGUCACCCAGGGCCCCUCAGCCUCCAUGAUCAGCACCACUGAAACAGACAUGGAGCACAGUGAGGAGGCCGAGAUGAGGAUAUAGACCUAUCGACUCACAGGUGAGGAUAUAGACUCUAUCGACUCACAGGUGAGGAUAUAGACUCUAUCGACUCACAGGUGAGGAUAUAGACUCUAUCGAGGUACUGGUGAGGAUAUAGACUCUAUCGAGGUACUGGAGAUUGGAAGACUGAUACUGAGUUAUUGUUCCUCAAAAAACAGAAGUGUUGUCUCAAUUGACACUCGAUUYAGGUUGCAGGGUGGUACCCCUCCUAAUGUGUAAUGGUCACAGUAUCUGGUGUCAAUAGACUGGAUCGUACAGUGUACCUUCCAUUCUGGCCAGAACACAGAGUGUGGUUAGCACUGUAGAUAAAUAAUGAAGUAACUCUCAAACCACCAAAGGUGGUAGAUGCAUCAUAAACUAAUGGGACUCUCAAACUGGACUAGAAUCAAAACUGAGACCAAAAUGGAUGUUGCCUGUUCCUGAAGACUUCCUCUUCCCUCGAUCCAAUCAGUGUCAAGAGAACUAAACUACCCAGGAUUUGCACAUUCUAACGGGGAGCCAUGAUGUCCAUAUUUUGUAGAAGAUACCUCUUUUUGUCUAUAUUUUUAUACUGACUUUGGUUUCUGACUAGAAAUGGCACUAAUUCUGUGUCAGAGGGCUGUUAUAGCCUCAGAAUAUAUUUCCAUAUGUGUAUAUUUGUAGCUAUGUAACAGUAUGUUUGAACUGUAUGUUGGUUCUAUCUCAUGUACUUAACCAUUAAUGUGUUUUUGGAACGAAACAAAGCUCUUUAUUUCUAUUAGUGUGAUUGAUUGGGGGGAUAUGCUGUCAUUUCUUGUAAAUAUUUAUUACAGAGGAGUGAAAAAGGAGCUUGCCUUGCUGGAAGAACAUGAUGCCAGUAUCAAUAAGGUGUUUGGUCAAGAAGCUUUCAAAAAUAAUCUGGUAGCGUGUUGGAUCCCUCUCAUACUAAUUCAGUGUGCCAUAUGUGUGUCCCAAUGGCACCUAUUCCCUAUAUAAUGCCCUACCUGGUCAAAAGUAAGGCACUAUAAAGGGAAUAGGGUACCAUUUGGGAUGCAGCCAUAGUCUUUUGAGUCUUGUUUGAAAGGAUCAGUCACACAUGUUCUCAUGUCCUACACACGUUCCUGUGUUUCUUCCCUCCAGUCUAGUUUAGGUGAACUUGACAUCCAUUAAUCAUGUCCUUCCUUUCAGGUGUUCUUAAUCCCUUAAUCACGAUGAGCCUUACAGGUCUACUUGGUAUUCUAGUGGCACAGUAGACACAGACAAGGGCAGAACCACCCAGACACAGACAGACAGGGGAGGUCAGAAAGAUUAUAGAGACCAGCUGCAAUAUAACUACAAAGUUGUCAGCAAUAGAACAAAGAAAAAAAACAAUGUCAUGUAAUUCAGCAGACCGGUCUAGUUGUUAUUCUAGAGGCAGUAGAACCAUCCAGACAGACAGGUGACAAAACAGCUGACAUGAGGUUUGAGUAGAGGUUGUGUGUGACCUGUGAGGUUUGAGUAGAGGUUGUGUGUGACCUGUGAGGUUUGAGUAGAGGUUGUGUGUGACCUGUGAGCGUUUGAUAGAGUUGUGUGUGCCCUGUGAGGUUUGAGUAGAGGUUGUGUGUGCCCUGUGAGGUUUUGAGUAGAAGGUUGUGUGUGACCUGUGAGGUUUGAGUAGAGGUUGUGUGUGACCUGUGAGGUUUGAGUAGAGGUUGUGUGUGACCUGUGAGGUUUUGAGUAGAGGUUGUGUGUGUGACCUGUGAGGUUUGAGUAGAGGUUGUGUGUGACCUGUGAGGUUUGAGUAGAGGUUGUGUGUGACCUGUGGAGGUUUGAGUAGCAGGGUCCUCCCAGGAUUUUUAACAAGGUGGUGCUGCUAAGUAUGGUGGGGCGGGGGGGUUGCUAAACCCCUGCAACUGUCAUUUCCUGCAAUCUAAAACAAAACAUUUCUUUAAAUGAUGAUAAAUAAAGUAAACACAUUUUUUGGGGCACAGCCAGACACGGUUGGCGCAGCGCCCCUCAUACAUUCUUUGUGGAAAACCUAAAGGUUUGAGUAGGGGUUUUUUGGUGUACCUCUGACAGACUGAAUAAGGGUUGUGUGUGUACCUCUGACAGCCUGAAUAAGGGUUGUGUGUACCUCUGACCGACUGAAUAAAGGUUGUGUGUGACCUCU
Molecule: messenger RNA, 5980 nt
Organism: Salvelinus sp. IW2-2015
Lineage: Eukaryota; Metazoa; Chordata; Actinopteri; Salmoniformes; Salmonidae
Source: RefSeq, a predicted model, not a curated record